UGUGAAGUGCCCCAGCAGCGAUGCAAGCCCCCUGCCUGCGCUGGCUGCAGAGCCUCGACAAGCCCUGUCGCCUCCUGCUCCACACCCUCGCCUCCAGCUCCUGCGGGAGCCUGGCUGCCCUCCGACUGCUGCAGCGGGUCCAGGGCAGCGAGGGACUUGGGCAGGCAUUUCCCUGGCAGACCUUCACUGAGGCCCUGUGUGCUGAGGAGCCCACACUGGAGGGAUUGGAGGGGACCUUGGCUGUCAAACCACGGCUGCUGCUGCUCCCUGUCCUGUGCCAGAGGAAUCUCUUCUCCCUGCUCCUCGUGGUGCAAGCUGAGGUGCCAGUGGUCUGCCUCAGCCAACUGCUCCAGGCCGUGGAGCAGGAUUCCCAUCUGGAUCCCUGGGUGCGGGCACUGAGGGAUCUGCUCCGGCAGGGACCAAAGAGAGGGGAGCACUCCCCACCUCCUGGUCCCUUGUCUUCCACAUGCCAGCAGCAGCUGAAGUGCCUGUGCCAAAACCUCGCCCAGAACAAAUCAGAUGGGCAAAGAAAACUGAGCUGGUGCUUCAGCAGGGAGCCCAGGGCUGCUGGGGAGGGGGCUGACUCUGUGCCUCGAGGUGGGAAGCGCAGGAAAGUGUCGGAGGAGAGCCUGGAGUUGGAUGAGAGAGCAGAGAAGAGGUCACUGGUGGAGGAGGCAGUCUUUGAACCCCUGGGAACCCAGGAGGGCAGAGAUGUGGCAGGGGUGGAAGAGGGGAUUCCUAAGGAGCCUUCAGGAGAUGGAUCUGUUCAGAACCUGGAUGAGUCUGCUCCAGAAAGCUCCCAACAGGAAGUGGCCAGGAAGACUUCCCAGGCAGAGCUGACAGCAGAAGUCCAGUCCUUUCUCCAGAUGCAUGGACAGAGGCUGAAAAUGUUGCUGCAGAGAGAAUCCAAUCACUUGGAGCUGAGCAUCCCCUCUGAGCUGCACACCUUGACCAGCUGCUCUCCUAGCCAGCUUGAGGGGCUGUGCUCCUUCCUCCAGCUCUCCACGUGCCCAGAACCCUUCCUGGUGCAGUUCUGCAGCUGGCUGCUGGCUCUCAGCCCUGACCUCAGCUACACCAAUGCAGCCAUCCUGGCAGAGCAGCUCUUCCUGAGGCGAGUCCUGUCCCUCAGCCAGCCACCCUCUCGCCACCUCAUGGCUGCCCUUGCUUCAUUUUGCUCCAAGUAUUCCCAGCCCUUCUGCCAGGUUCUGGUGGCUGCAGUCCUGCGGGAGCCAGGGCAAGGCAUUGAGCAGACCAAGGUGGUGUGUGACCUUGUGGAGGAGUGCCUGGAGCCAGACUCUGUGCAGCUGGUGCUAAGCCAAGUCCUGGAGCUGCCUUUGUCAGAGAAACUCCUGCCAGUGGUGCAGGCUGUGCUGGGGCGGCAGGAGGUGCUGCCACCCAAGCUCUUCGAUCUGCUGGUGCUGACUCUGUGCCGCCAAGCCCCGGCCUUUGCCACGUCACUGAAUUACACCAAGCUGGUGACGGCUGUGCUCACCAUGUACCAAAGCCAGGUCACCCCAGCCCAGCGGAGCAGUCUGACUGCUGCUCUGGAUUGGAGCAAUGCAGUGCUCAAGAAAUCACUGCAGGCUGUGCUGGAAGGAGGCAGGUGAGGGAACCACAAGGCAAUGGAUGCUCGUUACAUGGUGAUGGCUGCAGCCCAGUCCUUCGCUGGGGACAUCACCAGCACGAUGGAGACUGCUGAGUGUGGGCAGUGGCAGAUGGAGUGCCUGUGCCCUGUCUGGGCUCUUGUGCUCAGCUGCCUGGUUUGAGGUGGCUGUCACUGGGCGAUGUCAUCGCAGCCCCAUGCAGGCCCCAAGUCCAGAUGAGGCUUUUCUUGGUUAAAAACAGUGAACAUGUUCAAAGCAUCUCUGUCUGGGCUCUCUCUGGGCCACCUCAGUGCCCUCCUUGCCAUACUCAAGAUGGUGUCUUUCCCUUCUUGCCUUCCUGCCCUGCCACGCUCAAGAUGGUGGCUCCCACCCCACCUCUGCCAAGAUGGCAGCUCCCAGAGGAGGAGCUGUGCAGGGGCUGGGCUGCAGAAUGGUUCCUGACAGCAGCUCUCUUCUCCCAACCUCCAGCAGGGUGGGCACCUCAAAGCCCUGGAAUGCCCCACAUCAGCCCCAGGCCCAUGGGCAUGAGGGGUGGCUGGUCUGGCAUUGCCUGCAUAAAGCUUCUGGAGAUGGUUUGUGCCCAAAAGGUGGCUGCUUUUUAAGUCAGGAAAACAAAAAAUCUCUUGUUUUUGCAUUGUCACUGGAGUAAGCUGACACACAAACAGCUCGGGAGCAUCUAAAGGUUGGCUGCCCUGGUUCUGGGUCAGAGGCUAUCUGCUGCUUCUCAGAGCAGCCACUGCCUGUUUCCCCUGCAUGACCCCUUACAAAAAGGUUUCUCUCCAGCAGGUCCCCUGUUGCACAGCUAGGCAGCAAGAAACUGCAGAAGAAGCGGAAGCCCUUCUCUGCUUUCAGAUCCCCUUUGGCAUGAUGAGUGCACUGGGUGACACGAUGUCUGCUGUCUUGCUUCAGCAUCUCUUGGUGAUUUGUAAAGCUGAAGAGCUCGUCUGAGCAUUCAUGAGCCUGGUUUGUAGGUGUCCCCACUUGCUUUAACCAACCUCAAAUCACUUCCUGGUUGAAGAUGGAGUGACACAUUUCCUGUCUGUGCCUGCAGCCUUGUGCCUCUUGGCUGAGGAGUAUGAUGCCUUUCCAGCCUCAGCCCUGCAUGAAACAGGCUGGGGCAGCCUGGCUCCAGGUCUGCACAAUGCUGGUAGACUUCCCUUUGUCCUCGCUCACAGGGGCAGCCUGUAGCCAAGGCAAAGAGUAAUCUGCCUCAAAACCUUUGUAUUUCAAGUGGUUUUCCAGUGCUGUGGUGCACAGAGCACCUGGCAAUCAGGACCUUAGUUCUUAAUGCCCUUAAUACAUCCCUGAAUCAAGGCAGGCAUUGAUUUGAGGCUGUUUGAAGAUGCCACUUUUGCCCCAGGCUUAAUUAGGUGUUGUGAUUUUUGUCAUGGCUUGAAGCCGCCAGGAUGUGGCUGCCUGUUUUGUGCAGAUCAGCCUUUUCUCUCCAGUGUGAGGCUGAUUCUGGAUGGUGCAGCAGCAAUUACUGGGUCAUUUAUCUGUUCUGCUGGGAUUUACAGAACUCAGUAUGCAGGAGAGGGAUUUGGAGCAAGAGCUGGUAACCUGGAAUUUUCUGCUUUAAUUCUGCCUGCUCUUCACUGUUCUGCUGAGUCCAGUGAGAGGCCCUGCUCUGUGGGUCACAUUUCUGGUUCUCAGGGUGGCAAUGAUGACAUUUGCUAUUGUAAGUGUUCAGUGGUACACAAAAAAUGCUUCCAUAGUGUGACUGCUGCCUAUUCUCUAUCCUUGAAAAGCCCUACUGAAAAUCUUACCUGGGCACCUUCUGGUGAGAGGACUGGGAAAAUAAGGAUGGGAGAGAGUGGUUGGACUGAGUGAGAUAGUGCUGGAGUUUCAGUGCAGGUUUUGAAGCACUGCACACAUCAGGAGCUAUUUAAAAGUCAUAAACAUUUACAUCUGCAAAGGGAGGAGAGGCUUUAAAACAUGGAGGUGUGAAAGGUGCUGCUUUGUUUGCUCAUUAAUGCUUGGAUCCAGCCAGAGGAGUGAAACUGAAGCAUUAAGUGAUGCUUUUAACACUGAGAGUGCAGAUGUCCUUAUAAUCAGAAUCUUUUAAGCUAUUUUAGGUGACAAGGGACUGAAGAGGCUUCAAAGUCUGUAUUGGCUGGAGAGACGAAGCCUCCAGGGAGCCAAAUUGUUGAUUUAUUUGCAUACCAGUGAGUUAGAGGCUGAGCAUAUUGAAGCUAUUGUAGGGCUGCCCAAAAGAUGACAUAAAUAGACUGUGCCCUGAUCAUCAAGGUCUGAGCCUGCUUUUCUGGCUUUAUUAGGUAGCAGUUUCCCUGCAACACUUGGUGGCAGUGACCUCCUCGGUGUCACUGAGUGCUGUGGCUGUGGGUCACAUGAAGAUGCCCAAGGGCAAACUCCUCUCCAGAAUUCACCUGGUUGUCAGCUUCCUGGUGUCCUUGAUGAACUGGAAGCACAAGCCUGCUGUCAAUACAGCACCAUGGGGAAGCCCU
Messenger RNA from Dryobates pubescens (Downy woodpecker), 4069 nucleotides. It is a transcript of the gene FANCE, whose product is annotated as FA complementation group E. The record is from RefSeq and is a predicted model, not a curated record. The transcript has 11 exons. Gene Ontology annotation, cellular component: Fanconi anaemia nuclear complex. Gene Ontology annotation, biological process: interstrand cross-link repair. The coding region runs from base 21 to 1607 and encodes 528 amino acids. Lineage: Eukaryota; Metazoa; Chordata; Aves; Piciformes; Picidae.